Molecule: messenger RNA, 2174 nt
Organism: Lampris incognitus (smalleye Pacific opah)
Lineage: Eukaryota; Metazoa; Chordata; Actinopteri; Lampriformes; Lampridae
Product: transmembrane protein 106B-like
Exons: 8
Coding region: 283-1059 (258 amino acids)
Source: RefSeq, a predicted model, not a curated record
GCGUCAUCUCAGUAGUCUGUCAACGCAAGAUGACAAACACCAGCGGGGAAAACAAACAAACCCCACUGACACGGAACGACCCUGCGGUUUACAGCCGGACAUUGACUUCUCCAGCCAAGGUGAAAUAACAAGUACAACCGAGUGCCGGUGGGGCUCAACGAUAAGUCCCUUCCCCACGUGCUGAUCACGUCGACAUUGUCAACAUCACAUGACGCGGAGUCGCGGACUAGGUGGGCUUUUUCUGGUACGAACUAAAAUGAAUUGGCGUGACGAAGGACUGACAUGGGAGCCGAGUCUACCAAGUGCCUUGCUGGAUGCAGGGAUGCCGGAAUUGAACAUCAGGGGAACGACGGCAAGGAGGACAGGCAAGCAAUCAUUGAGAAGGAUGACAGAAAGAGGCGAAGCUCAAGCCCAGUUCACAGUUCAGGUGAUACACUGGACUGUCCAACCUGCCAGGGCACUGGACGCAUACCCAGAGGCCAGGAGAGCAAGCUGGUGGCUGUCAUUCCCUGUAAUGACCAGAGGCUGAGACCACGACACACAAAGCUGUAUGUUGUGGUGUCUGUUGCUGUGUGCCUAUUGGUCAGCUCCCUGGUGUUGUUCUUCCUGUUUCCCCGUUCUGUCAUUCUGUCGCCAGUGGUCGUCAAGUCAGUCUACGUUGACUUCACCGAAGAUGCCGUCCUGUUGAAAGUUACAAAUGUUCUGAAUAUCACCAAUCAAAAUUUUGCUGAAGUGCAGGCCUACAAUCUCACUGUGCAAGCCCUUAAUUUUGAGACGGUGGUGGGCAGUGUCUUCAUCCGCAACGUCACCACUGUCAAGCCCCUCACCAGCAACAUGUACUCCUUUGAGAUCCCCAUCAAGCUAACAGACAAAGGAUUGAGUAACUACUGUAAAUCAACAACCUUCAAGAUCCACACUCUGUUUAUGCACCUACAAAUUGCCAUGACGGUGUUCUACCUGGCCCACUUUGAGCAGCUGUCCCUGGAGACAUAUGAGUACAUAGACUGUGGAACGAACACCACCGUACCUCACAGCCUAUACACAUACACUCAGUGGUAGAUGGACAGAUGGAUGGAUGCAAUAGAGUGGAGGGCUCUUAUCACAAGAAUGGACGGAUGAAGGAAUUGAGUGAAUCGAAAAAUUAAUUGAUGGCUAGAGAGGUGCAAAAAUCAACCCAAGAAAAUGGAUCACCAGAAGAAUUAAUCUGUGGAUGGGAGGACGGACUGACAAAUGUGCAGACAGACGUAAUAACAUGAGAGCAGUUCAAUGGAUGGAUAAAUAAAAUAGAGGAAAAAUCGACAAAACAGACAGAAUUUUCAAUGUCGCUACCCUUUCUUAUCCGGUUGGACAAAUCGACAAACAUACAGGAGGCGAUAGGCUGGAUGUGCAGACACACUGAUAGAGGAUGGAUAAACCUCCGCCUCUUCCAAAUUAUUCCCUUUUUCGGAUGCGGUGAUGGAUUACAAGUAAAACCACACGAUACAUCGGACAAACUUGAAAACCACAAUAUGGACUGGGGUUUCUGGUUUAAAAAAAGGCCGCAAUGAUUGCUCAGAAGAAGAGGUCUUUCAGAUGAGCUCUGUAACAAAGUCUUGUUUCUGUCAAGAUUUCAUGGCCUGCAAACUCAGGAGCUCUUCUGCUGUCUGCACAGCACACGUAAAGACUGUUGGCAUCGUUUCCCUACAAAAAAAUUAUGUUUAUGAGCUGAACAAGAAUUUGUACAGGAAAAGCUACCUUCCACAUUCACGUCACACGGUAUUGGGUAAAAAUGGAGAUUGUCAGAUCAUGCAGCUCAGUAGGCAGACAGAUGAACAGUCCAUGCAUUUUUCAAAAUCAGCUGUCAUAAAAUGCUUCUUUACUGCAAUACUUCCCGUUCAGCGGGUUUCCAGUUUGCUGAGGUAACCCACAGUGUCCGUUUCCAGAAGUGUUGGUUGAGGUCAGUACAGUAUGCCCUUCAUUAACAUCUAAUUCCUCUUCUUCUCUCAGGCGUUUGGAAUAACAGGUGCAAAGUUUACGAUGAGGAACAGUUUGUCAGAAAGAGUUUCUUCAGCUUUCAGAAGAGCAUAUCCCUGUUAAGUCUCGUACAUCUGGCGCCUGUUCUAGGUCUGAAAAUAAAUGGUUGUUGUUUUUAUCUCAGUUCUGUCUUUAUUAAAAAGGCAAUUAGCCUUUCACUA